Molecule: messenger RNA, 1281 nt
Organism: Tachysurus fulvidraco (yellow catfish)
Lineage: Eukaryota; Metazoa; Chordata; Actinopteri; Siluriformes; Bagridae
Product: G-protein coupled receptor 87-like
Exons: 2
Coding region: 42-1148 (368 amino acids)
Biological process (GO): G protein-coupled receptor signaling pathway
Cellular component (GO): membrane
Molecular function (GO): G protein-coupled purinergic nucleotide receptor activity
Source: RefSeq, a predicted model, not a curated record
GUAGUAGAGAUGAAUUUCGUCACUCCAUUCAGUAAUAAACUAUGGAGCAGAGUUCCUUUGUUGCUGUUUCCUGCUUUCAUACGAACACAGAGAACGGAUCAAGACAGCAGGACAGAGCUAACCACAGUGAUCCAGCCAUGGAUCAUAGCCACCUACAUGAUGACUCAUUAGGACUCUCCUCCAUCGUCUUCAUCUGCCUGUACAUACUGAUCUUCGUGGCUGGCCUGGUCCUGAACUCCAUGGCUGUGUGGGUGUUCUUCCAGAUCCGUACACAGAGGCGAACCUUCAUGUUAUACCUCCGCAACAUGGCUGUGGCUGACCUCCUCAUGACCCUUACGCUACCGAUCGAAAUACUCAACGAGGCCAAAUUAGCACCCCCGAGUCUUAAAGCCGUGUCAUGCAAUUACACAGCAGUGCUCUUUUACUGCUGCAUGUACACCAGCAUCCUCUUCCUCGGAUUGGUGGCUCUGGAUCGUUACUUAAAGAUCGUGAGGCCGUUCGGUGGAAUGUGCGGCGCUUGUCUUUACAGUUACUCGUUCACCGCAGCCAUGGCUGCUAUAGUGUGGUUCACAAUGAUAGGUCUUUCGCUUCCCAAUGCGAUACUGACCAAUCAGACUACAGUAGAAAAAAUAAAUAAUUGUGCAGGUCUAAAAAGUCAUCUAGGUAAAAAUUGGCACACAGUGGUGGUCUACAUCAACAUACUGAUCUUCUGCCUAGUUCUCAUCACUCUGCUUACCUGCUACAUAUCCAUCUAUAGACACAUCCAUCGAUCCUCUGCCCAGUUUGUCAUAGUCGGAGAGACAACGCCACGUAAGAAAAAAGGCCAGAACAUUCUAGUCUUACUGGUUGUGUUUUUUAUCUGCUUCGUUCCGUACCACCUUUGUAGGAUCCGAUUCACUGAAAGCCAGACUAAUGGAGAGCAGAUGAGUUCUGCCUUGAAGACUGGGAAAAAGGCAACGCUUUUGUUGUCUAUGUUCAAUGUCUGUCUGGACCCGGUCAUUUACUUCCUCAUGUCCAAGUCUUUUAGAAGUAAGCUGUCUCAAAACCUGGGAAUCUGGACACUCAGUGACAAAAUGUCCAUAUACUCUCCUGCAUCUACAAAGAAAGCAACAGUAGUCAUGCUCUUUAAGGAAAGCCAAUCUUCUUGAGGUGUUCUGUGGACAGAAAGUUUAUACAUAACUUAUACAUACUCAGCAGAUAUUUUACUGAGCAGAUCAAGACUGAUGUUUUUCCAUUCAUUAAUUUAUCUACUUUGUUUAACCUGUAGCCUCAGAUUACUGU